ACUUCCGGCUUAAGACCCGGAAGUGAUCGUGGAGCAGAAGGCGGAUCCCCGUUCCUCUCUCCGCCAACUUCUUCGGAUCGAGCUGUUUGUCUUUUGUGCGGCUCGUGUUAAGGUUAAGGUUUGGUAAAAAGUGGCACACUCGAGUCUCUCGUCACAGUACCAGAGGUUCCCUGCUCGGCUUGCCCGUUAGCUUGUUAGCUCAGAGCUGUUUCCGGUAGGCUAGCUGUUAGCCCGUUAGCUCGUUAGCCCUUUAGCUUACAGAACUAAGAGAUAAGAUGUCGGACACGGAUCUGACGUGGGCGCUGAAGAACGGGGACCUGGACGCGGCGAAGAGCCUCCUUAAGGCGGAGGAUGUGAACCGGACCCUGGAGGGGGGCAGGAAGCCGCUACACUACGCUGCAGACUGCGGCCAUGCAGAGAUCCUGGAGUACCUCCUCUCUCAGGGGGCCGAUGUCAACGCCCCGGACAAACAUGGACUGACCCCGCUGCUGUCGGCCAUCUACGAGGGGCACCUGUCCUGUGUCAGGAUCCUCCUAGAAAAGGGUGCCGACAAAGAGCGGAAAGGUCCGGAUGGGCUGAGCGCCCUGGAGGCGGCCGAGACGGAUGCCAUCAAGGCCCUGCUGAAGUGAGGGGGCGGAGAGAGGGGGGGGAGAGAAGGCUGCAGGACGGGGGGUCAGAGGGGGAGAGACAGACGGACAGAGGGGGGGAGUGUUUGUCGAGGACUAAAGAUGAGCAGGCCUCCCCUCUAGUGCUAGUGCGAGACCCCCUCAGUCUGCAGGCCGCCGUCAGUCGGAGUGGGGGAGGGGGGGGGGGGGGGGGGGGGUCGAUGGGGGGGGUCGCCUGUUGUUUUCGGGGUGUUUGUUUUUUUCUUUUUUUCUAACGGUUUGGUUUUUUCUCCCCUUAUUGCUUGAGUUGUUGAGUGACAGGCAGCAGAUUGAGUUGUUGAGUGACAGGCAGCAGCUUGAGUUGUGGAGUGACAGGUAGCAGGUGGACGUAGGGUCCUGAAACACUGAGGGGUGGCUCCGCCCCCCUCCUUAACAGAUUUCAAAAUAAGUGUUCUUUCAAACAUGCAAAUAACGCCAAGCUUCGCACUUAAAACUCACCGCUUUUAUUUUUUAUCUUACGAUGCUCUUCCACCGUUAACAGAACACAAUGGGCAGGGUUAACCAGGGUUAGCUAGUUCUCUAGUGGGUCACUCCUGUUUGUACUACUCUGCAUAAAGAAGGUAUCGUACGGCCGCUCAUCCACAGCGAUUCGCACUGUACUACAGUACUGUAUUAAAGCACUGUACUACAGUACUCUAUUACAGCACUGUACUACAGUACUCUAUUACAGCACUGUACUAGACUACUACAGCACUGUACUACAGUACUGUAUUAAAGCACUGUACUACAGUACUCUAUUACAGCACUGUACUAGACUGUACUACAGCACUGUACUACAGUACUGUAUUAAAGCACUGUACUACAGUACUCCAUUACAGCACUGUACUACAGUACUCUAUUACAGCACUGUACUAGACUGUACUACAGCACUGUACUACAGUACUGUAUUAAAGCACUGUACUACAGUACUCUAUUACAGCACUGUACUAGACUGUACUACAGCACUCUAAUACAGUACAGUACUAGACUGUACUAGAGCGGUUCAGUUACUAUACAAUAAGACAUCAUGAAUUGCCGGGUCUUCCUCUGUCUAAUAACUUAUUCCGAUUUUAGUUUUGUGUGUUUUCUGCAGAAAGGGAAGCAUCAUUUGUGUACCCUCCCUGAUUGGCCCUUGAGUGAUUACAUAUCAAUACACGAAUUCAUGACUUACAUGGCCAGUGUAAAAAGAUGCAGCCCAUUCUAUUUCGUCAAAUCAUCAUGCUGGCUCUCUAGAAAGAGUAAAUAAACACAGAUUGGUUACUGAACCCAGAUUGGAUUUUAAAACGGCAUUAAAGGAGCCCAAUCAAUCCAAACCGAGCCCUCUGGGGAAGUCGGUCCUGAAGGCUGAGGCCCAUCUGUGGUGGAGAGGAGAGGGGAGACCGCGGGAGAGCUAAAGGGUCGCUGCUGGGCGACCGCCGGAGAGGUCGAGGGUCGCUGCUAGGCGAGGACGAGGAGCAGGACUGAGGUGUCACGCUCAUCCGUUUUCUAAAUCAGCAGCCCGGGCGGGGAUAAGAGAACUGCCUCUGCUAUUAUUCUUAUUCUUAUUAUGCUCUGAAAUGGUGGCUGUCCUCUCGGUUGCUUUCCAAUAUUACUACAUUGCAAUGGAACAAAAUGCUCUUGCUAACUUUGUUGUGACAAAAAGUCUGUAUGAACUGAAAUAAAAACAAAAUCCAUACUAUUGA
Messenger RNA from Gadus morhua (Atlantic cod), 2326 nucleotides. It is a transcript of the gene mtpn, whose product is annotated as myotrophin. Gene Ontology annotation, molecular function: ubiquitin-protein transferase activity; protein binding. Gene Ontology annotation, biological process: protein K6-linked ubiquitination. The record is from RefSeq and is a predicted model, not a curated record. Gene Ontology annotation, cellular component: BRCA1-A complex; BRCA1-BARD1 complex. Bases 276 to 629 code for a protein of 117 amino acids. NCBI's taxonomy places the organism in Eukaryota, Metazoa, Chordata, Actinopteri, Gadiformes, Gadidae. The transcript has 4 exons.